CAGCUGUAGCUGUGCCAACUGUCUGCUUGGCGUCACAAAGAAAAGACAGUUAUCAAAAGUGUUCCUCCAACUAUAAUAAUACCAGGAAAAUAUAAUUCCUGAUCGAAAUUUCGUUUUCGUGAUUUGUUUUGAUUGAUAAAAAAAAAAUUGAGAAGAUUGACAUCUGUGAAAAUUGUGAUUGUGAUGUUAGGCUAGGUUUGUUUCUUGUUCUGUGAAGUGUCAAGACAGGUGUCAAUUUGACACAUCCAGACGUUUGUUGACAUGUUUCGUCGUAUUUGUUUAACAAUUGAGUGUUCAUAAUUACAAGAAUGUUUUUUGAUUUCACCCAUGAAAACGGGAGUGAUCACGAGCCUCCUUCGCCUGAAACAUGUAUGCCCAAUCCAAGACGCAACAAUACAAUUAUAACUGACGUUUACAAUGGAAUUCCUGAGAAUUUGUUGCUAAAUUUCAUCGGCUUUGUGCUUCUAGUCACACUUUUUGGCUUCCUUCGAAAAAAAGCUUGGAAUUAUGGAAGACUGGCUCUCCUGCACAAAACCGAUAACAGGUGGAUGGAAUUAUUUUACGGUGACAACGACAGAGAUGCAGACUUAACUUGCAUCGAGACUUCCGUCAAUAUACAGUUAUCACACGUAGAUCGAGGAUUUCUAUCAUGGGUUGUCACCGCUUUCAGAGUCAAGGACGACGAGCUUAUGAAGCGAGCAGGACCGGAUGGCUUUCUCUACAUUUGUUUCGAACGUUAUUUAAUCAUCCUGACAAGCCUGAUGACGUUGGUCGCACUUUGCAUAAUUCUGCCGAUUAAUUUAUCCGGGGAUAAUUUGCAAGGAGGCAAGGCUUCUUUCAGUCACACGACUUUAUCGAAUAUCAAUCCGAAGGAAGAAAAUGGCAAAAUUUGGGUCCAUUCGAUGCUCAUUCUCUGCUAUCUUCCCAUUGGUGGAAUCAUUCUUCGAAGAUUCAUGAAACAGGUGAGGAAUGCAAAACCUGUCGGCGAAUUGGCUGCUAGAACACUACUUAUUACCGAGAUUCCGAAACACCAGUGCGACGUACAAAAUCUUAUUCAGUAUUUCAGAGAAGCCUUUCCCACAUUGACUGUCGAAGACGUGACUCUAGCCCACGAUAUCAAGAGAUUAUCGAGCUUAGACUCGGAAAGAGAUUGCGCCGAGCAGGCCCGUUUGUAUUGUGAAAGUUAUGCGAAACGGAAAGGACCAUUAAAAAUGUAUCCGUAUCCCUGCGGCCAGCUUGUUGGAUGCUGUUGCAAAACUAAACUAGUCGACGCUCAAGAGUUUUACACAAAUGAGGAAAUUCGCCUCACCGCCUUAGUCGAGGAAGAAAAGAAAGUUGCACUCAGCAAAAGAUUAGGAAUCGCAUUCGUAACUUUAGGAACACCUGGAGAUGCGAGAAUGAUGCGAAGACAAUUGCGUUCUUCCCCGGCGAUAAAAUGGCACGUGAGCUACGCCCCGGCACCUUCCGAUAUUUUCUGGGAAAAUUUGAGUGUCGCGAGGCCUUGCUGGUAUCUGAAUGCGACUUUAAUCAACAUGAUUUUGGGUCUGUUCCUCUUUUUCCUCACCACUCCUGUCGUGAUACUGACUGCAGUGAAUAAGCUUCCAAUUACGGGAGAGCUUAGAAAUCUGAGUCCAGUUCUUUCGGCUUUCUUGCCGACUGUAAUUUUAGUGAGCGUCGCUGCCUUGAUGCCGGCGCUCGUCGGCAAAAGCGAAUCUUUCGUGAGACACUGGACCAGAAGCAGUUUAAACCGAUCAGUCAUGAGGAAGACUUUGCUUCUGAUGUUGCUCGCUUUUCUCAUUUUGCCGAGUCUCGGAUUAACGAGUUUCCAAGCGGUUUUGGAUUGGGUUCACAGUGGAAAUGACACCGCCAGAUGGGAAUGUAUCUUCCUCCCAGAUCAGGGUGCCUUUUUCGUGAAUUACGUCAUCACAGCAGCUUUAGUAGGAAGUGCCCUUGAACUUGUCAGAUUUCCAGAGCUCGCCCUCUACACUUUUAGACUCUGUAUCGCGAGAAGUCGAGCCGAAAGGAUCCACGUGCGAAAGGCAGUCCUCUGGGAAUUUCCUUUGGGCGCCCACUACGCCUGGCUUCUGCUCGUCUUCACAAUGACCACCGUUUACAGCCUUGCGUGUCCACUCAUCACGCCCUUUGGUCUCCUCUAUCUGCUCAUCAAGCAUUUUGUGGACAGACACAAUUUGUGUUUCGCCUACGGACCGAGCGUGGGUGGAGGUCAAUUAGCUGGAGCAGCAGCAAGUGCAGCAGGAGCUGCACCAGUUUUAGCACAAGCGGCCUUUUUAGCCUUGGGCCUUGUGAGAGGCGGAUUAUCUGCUCUCUCGGCUGUUCAACUUAGUGGACUCGCUGCCAGCAUUUUGGGUCUUGUGACCGGCGCCACUUUGCCCUCUUCUAAGCCCAAGGCCCACGCACCCAAAAGAGAUUUAGCACCAGGCCAGAGUUUUGUGCCUCCAGUUCUGCGGAAAAGAUUAAACGCCCCGAUUCCAGAAGAAACAGUUUCAAUCACUUCGAAUCCUGCCGAAUCACCUAUGUCCAACAACGACUCAACGACGAGUUCUUCCCUUCAGGAAAGCCCAAAGCUCUACCAAAACUACAAUAUGGAACCUAAAGUUUAAUAUUCACUUCCUCAAAUAAUUUAUUAAUCCAGACCGAUUACUCAGGAUUGCCGGAUAAUUAAAACUUGUGCAUUAGUGAAAUAUCUUAGCUCUAGGUGUUUCGUAAAAAUAAGCGUAUUUUGAAGAUUCGCAGCGGGACGCAUAGCGAAUCUAAAAAUUAAGGUUUCUUUACAUUAAGAUUUCCUCAAAAUAAUUUUUUUCAAAUUAUUUUAUAUGAGUAUUGAUCAUUUUUAUAUGAGUAUUUAAUCGCAGAAAAGAAUCAAAUCAUUAUUGAGAUUCUUAAUUCAUGAAGUGAAAUCUCUGUUUUACAAUUGAAUUGUAUUUGAAAAUAGUAUUUUAUGAACAUUUUUUUUAUCAGAUAUUAAAAGAAAGUCAGUCGUCCCGAAAAAAUGCAGAGAGCCACUGGAAACGAACGAGUGUUUCGUUAUCGGAACUGACCUAGCUUCCCAAUUAGCCAAUUAUACACAUUUAUUUAAUUAAUUAUUAUCGUUUGGCUUCCAGUGGUAGUCUCAGCAAUAGAUCGAAUUUUAAAGACUCGGAAAUAUCAAUUUGAAGGAAAUUUAAAUGAAAAUUUACUUUGAAUUAAUAUUUUCGAAAUAAGCAAUCUUGUUGCGAUGUUGGCAGUUUUUAGGCAGGAUAUACGCGUCGCGUAGAGACGCUUUUUGUAUAUUUAUUAAUUGCUAAGGACUAAAUUGGGAAAUUUUAUCAAUUAAUAUCGCAUAAUCGUUCGUGAUUAUAUUUUUCCAUUCUUCUUUUUCUAACUUGUGGAAAUUGAAUAAAAAUUGUUACAUAACUUCUAAUUAAUCAUUAAUCAUUCAUAUCCUUGUACAGUAUUAUACAUUAUAUAAUGAUAAUUAUAUAGGUAUAAUUAGUAGCUAAUAAAGAGGAGUAAUUAGGUUCAAAAUGGUGAAUUCUAAUCAUGGAUUUAAUCACAGUUGGUGGAAUCGGCCUUCAAAAUUUAGACCUUUUUUGCAAGUCGCUGAUAAAAGAAUAUAGUUUCUUAUCAAAAGAAUGUUGUUUUAUAUACUUUUAUCUUAAUAAAAUACAUUUAAUUGUA
Messenger RNA from Belonocnema kinseyi, 3678 nucleotides. It is a transcript of the gene Tmem63, whose product is annotated as CSC1-like protein 2. The coding region runs from base 309 to 2621 and encodes 770 amino acids. Gene Ontology annotation, cellular component: plasma membrane. The record is from RefSeq and is a predicted model, not a curated record. NCBI's taxonomy places the organism in Eukaryota, Metazoa, Arthropoda, Insecta, Hymenoptera, Cynipidae. Gene Ontology annotation, molecular function: calcium-activated cation channel activity. The transcript is spliced from 12 exons.